UAGUGAUUAGUCGAGAUGUCCGGUCAUAGCCCGGAUGCCAGCCGCAACAGCAACAGCAACAACAACAGCAACAUCAUCUCCAUCGAACUCAACAGAACCAACACGACCUCAAGCUGCAAUCCCAGCAUUGCCAGCCAGCGACGCCGCCAACAACGAGCGGCACAGCAUCGUCAGGAGUCAUGGUUUCGACACUCGAUGCCGCCGGCUGUUAAUCGAGACUUUGAAUCUCUAGAGCAUCUCACGCAACGUGAGUCGACCAACGGCUUGGAUGAGCAGCUCGCGGCAUCUUUAAGUGGCAAACUGCCUGUCCUCAGUCAUACGAGCAUACACCUUAACAGUGCCAAUAGCAAUCUCGGUUUCAUCGAUUCCGAUACCCCGAAUACGCCGGUGACACCACAAUCCGACUCCAUCGCCGGCACACUCUCCUCCUGCCAGCCCAUCGGAGGUGCCGACAAUAGUGGCAGGCACAAAGCUCGUAAUCGCAAGGAUUCGAAGGCAUCAAUUCUAUCGAAUGCAGCUCGCGGCCUACGUAUGACUACUUCUUUCCUACGCAGCAAGCGUAAGGAAUACGAAGAUGAUGAUGAGCCCGUUCCGUUCGGUUCCGAUGUAGAGGAGGGAGAAAAGCGCAUCAUCGCACUGAACGGGCCACAGCCGAUAAAUUAUUGUAAUAAUCGAAUAUCUACGGCGAAAUAUAGUGUUGUCAGCUUUUUACCGUCGUUCCUCUUUGAGCAAUUUAGACGAUAUUCCAAUUGUUUUUUCUUACUUAUUGCAUUACUACAACAAAUUCCGGAUGUUUCGCCAACGGGUCGCUACACAACACUGGUCCCACUCAUCUUUAUACUCUCCGUUAGCGCCAUUAAGGAAAUCAUUGAGGAUAUUAAACGACAUCGUGCAGACAAUGAGAUCAAUCAUCGAUUAAUAGAAAGGCUAGAAAAUGGUACGUGGACCACUGUGCGGUGGUCCGAGUUGUCAGUUGGCGACAUUAUAAAGGUGACCAUCGAUACAUUUUUUCCUGCCGAUUUAGUGCUAUUAUCCUCCAGUGAGCCGCAGGCGAUGUGCUUCAUUGAAACGGCAAAUUUGGAUGGAGAGACAAACCUAAAGAUAAGGCAAGGUGUGCCAUCCACAGCCAAAUUACUGGAAACAAAAGACUUGAUGCAAUUACAGGGUCGGAUAGAGUGCGAACUGCCAAAUCGGCAGUUGUAUGAGUUUAAUGGCGUUCUCAAGGAGUUUGGCAAGCCAUCUGUGGCUCUUGGCAAUGAUCAAGUGCUACAGCGUGGUGCAAUGUUGCGGAAUACCGCAUGGAUUUUUGGACUUGUCAUCUAUACGGGACAUGAAACGAAGCUGAUGAAGAAUUCGACGUCAGCGCCUUUGAAGCGAUCCACAGUCGAUAAGCUGACGAACACGCAAAUUCUGAUGCUCUUCAUGAUUCUGAUCUCGCUCUGCAUCACAAGCGGGCUGUGCAACUUGUUUUGGACACAAAGACAUUCCGCAACGGAUUGGUAUUUGGGUAUCGGUGAUUUCAAGAGCAUGAAUCUUGGCUACAAUCUGCUGACCUUCUUUAUUCUGUACAACAACCUGAUACCAAUAUCACUUCAAGUCACCUUGGAGCUGGUACGAUUCCUGCAGGCGAUAUUCAUCAACUACGACAUUGAGAUGUAUCACGAGGAGUCCAAUAUGCCAGCCAGUGCUCGCACCUCGAAUUUAAACGAGGAGCUCGGAUUGAUCAAGUAUGUCUUCUCGGAUAAAACAGGGACUCUGACGCGCAAUGUGAUGGUGUUCAAGAAGUGCUCGAUUGCCAGGCACAUUUACAAGCCGGAACGCACUCUGGAGGAAUCGGAACUGGUACAGAAUAUACUGCGGCGCCAUGAGACAUCCAGUGACAUUGAGGAGUUCCUUGUAUUGCUGUCCGUCUGCCAUACCGUCAUACCCGAGAAGAAGGACGAUGGCACUAUUGUCUAUCAUGCCGCCAGUCCGGAUGAGCGUGCCUUGGUCGAUGGAGCCAGGCAAUUCGGUUACAUCUUUGAUACACGCACACCGGAGUAUGUGGAGAUCAAUGCUCUGGGGGAGCGCAAGCGCUUCCAGGUCUUGAACGUGCUGGAAUUCACGUCGACACGCAAGCGAAUGUCGGUUAUUGUACGCACACCGGAAGGCAAUAUAAAGCUAUUCAUGAAGGGCGCCGAUUCGGUUAUAUAUGAGCGCUUAUCAUCGCGGAAUCAGGCGUAUCGCGAUGCGACAUUGCAGCAUUUAGAAGAGUUCGCUUCCGAAGGUUUGCGUACGCUGUGCCUCGCAGUGGCCGACAUCGAUCCAGAGGUGUACGAGGAAUGGAAUCAAACGUACCACAAGGCGGCGACAUCACUGCAACAACGUGAGCGCAAGCUUGACGAUGCGGCCAAUCUCAUUGAGAUUAAUUUACGUCUACUCGGCGCAACUGCCAUUGAGGAUCGACUGCAAGAUGGUGUGCCCGAGACCAUUCAAGCAUUGCUCGAGGCGGGCAUUUACAUCUGGGUGUUGACCGGAGACAAACAGGAGACGGCGAUAAACAUCGGGUAUUCGUGUAAACUGAUUACGCACUCCAUGGACAUCAUCAUCCUGAACGAGGAGAGCCUAGAUGCCACCCGUGAUGUAAUACUUCGACAUGCGGGCGAGUUUAAGAGCUCAACGGCCAAGGAUGCGAAUGUGGCGCUGGUCAUCGAUGGCAAGACACUAAAGUAUGCUCUGACUUGCGAUUUGCGCGGCGAGUUUCAGGAGCUUUGCAUCAUAUGCCGCGUGGUCAUCUGUUGUCGCGUUUCACCAAUGCAAAAAGCCGAAGUCGUCGAGAUGGUAACGCAGAGCACGAAGGCCGUGACCUUGGCCAUCGGUGAUGGAGCCAACGAUGUCGCAAUGAUACAAAAGGCAAGCGUGGGCAUUGGCAUUUCUGGCCAGGAGGGACUGCAGGCUGCCUGCGCCUCCGACUAUUCAAUUGCCCAGUUUCGUUUCCUGCGUCGCCUGCUUCUCGUCCAUGGCGCCUGGAACUAUGCGCGCAUUAGCAAACUCAUCCUCUAUAGUUUCUACAAGAAUGUCUGCUUAUACGUGAUCGAGCUGUGGUUCGCUGUCUACUCCGGAUGGUCGGGUCAAAUUCUGUUCGAGCGCUGGACAAUCGGUUUGUACAACGUGCUAUUCACAGCGAUGCCCCCGUUUGCAAUUGGACUCUUUGAGAAGUUCUGCACGGCCGAAACGAUGCUAAAGUAUCCACUGCUCUACAAACCAUCGCAGAAUGCGAAAUUGUUUAACGUGAAAGUAUUCUGGAUAUGGAUAUUCAAUGCAUUGUUGCACUCGGUGUUUCUCUUCUGGCUGCCGAUGGCUGCGUUCAAGGAUGAAGCCAUUUGGUCGGAUGGAAAGACAAGCGAUUAUUUGUUGCUGGGCAACAUGGUCUACACGUAUGUCAUUGUCACUGUCUGCCUGAAAGCUGGCCUGAUCACAAGUUCGUGGACCUGGCUGACUCACGCUGCCAUAUGGGGCUCCAUUGUGCUCUGGUUUACCUUUGUGCUCGUCUACAGUCACUUCUGGCCAACGUUAAAGUUUGCCAGCAACUUCGCAGGCAUGGACAUUCAACUGCUGUCCACGCCCGUCUUUUGGCUUGGUCUAUUCCUGGUGCCCAUUGCCAGUUUGCUCAUCGAUGUGAUUUGUAAGCUAGUACAUAAUACAGUUUUCAAGACACUCACCGAUGCUGUACGUGAAUCGGAAAUUCAAAGCCAUGAUCCCUCUCAAGUGAUGGAAGAAUCACGUUCAUCCUAUUAAUUUCCAACAUUUGUUUGCACAAUUAAUUAACAUGAUUUAUGAUAGAGCCAAUACUAGAUCAUUAUGCAUCCUAAUCAGUAGUCACUUGAUACCAAAAGAACCACACAUGUAAUAACAAUUGUUUGAAUUGUGUUUGUUUUAUGUCUAUUCUUUGUUUUACUUUACUUUAAUCGUCCCAUUAUUAAUGAGCAAGUAAUUCCUUCUUAACAAGUAGUUGCAAGUAGUGGCAUUAUUUACAAACGCAAAAUUUAAUAAAACAAGAGUUUAAAUAGUCAAUGUAUAUUUAUAUCAAUUUAUAUAUAUUGUAUUUAUGUUAUACAGUCAGUCUGAUCUGAGGUUGCUUAAAAUCUUAGAAUCGUAUUCCAGACUAUAGUCUGAACUGAAAGUGUUUAAAUAAGAACACUAAAUUAUUAUUUGGCGAAUUAUUUAGUUUAGUUACUAAAGGACCUACAGCUUUUCAGAAGACAUUAUCCACAUAAGAAAAACAGUAUUUUUAAGCAGAAUUUAUGUUUAAGAAUUUACAAUUUAAUCAUAGUACUUAAUUCACUGAUAUAUCAGACUUAGUGCUAUUUAUCAUAUAUAGUAUUACUCCACAUAUAAGCCUGUUCUGAAUUCCAUUACACUUGAUUUCUAGCGUAGCAUACUUUUCGUAGACUUGUAGAAUUUUUUUCUGAAAUUGAAAUGCUAAUGGAAUUCGGAACAAGUCGAAUCGAAAAUGCAUUGCACACUUUUGAAUAAACUAAAAAUAUAUUCUUUAGAUUAAAUUAUACGUAAUUAAUUUAGUUUUGAACGCAUCUUACUGAAGAUAUAAAUGUACACGGUUGUUAUAAAAAAUUAGUUGUUUAGCAGUCUCGUGUGUUUUUAGUAUAAAAUUGCAUUCAAAGAAACAAACACAAUUAUGUUUAACUGAAAGAAAAAAACAAAACAUUAAUUAUUUCAAAUAAAUUGGAAUUGAAAUUGAUCAUUUAUUUGAGCAACAAUCAUUUGAAACAUAUUUUCGACAAGAUGUAAAUUUAUCUCUCUUCUAUCCUUUAUUAACAAUAAUACGAUCAUGUAAUUUAAUGCUAUGUUCAAAAUAAAACAAAAAUGCAUAACCAUUGUUAUCAAUCCCUCAACUCCCUCUCCAUGCCGAAUCCACCGAAAAUGUGUAAACUUCUUCAACUCGAACUUGAACCAUGC
This is a messenger RNA of Drosophila sulfurigaster albostrigata, 4956 nucleotides long. It is a transcript of the gene ATP8A, whose product is annotated as probable phospholipid-transporting ATPase IA. Bases 16 to 3777 code for a protein of 1253 amino acids. Gene Ontology annotation, molecular function: ATP hydrolysis activity; ATPase-coupled intramembrane lipid carrier activity; ATP binding. The record is from RefSeq and is a predicted model, not a curated record. Lineage: Eukaryota; Metazoa; Arthropoda; Insecta; Diptera; Drosophilidae. Gene Ontology annotation, cellular component: plasma membrane. The transcript has 10 exons. Gene Ontology annotation, biological process: phospholipid translocation.